Prorocentrum cordatum is the source of this 1233-nucleotide messenger RNA. The record is from the annotation of a GenBank genome assembly. Lineage: Eukaryota; Dinophyceae; Prorocentrales; Prorocentraceae.
CAGGUCGGCCCCCGUGGUGCCCUGCCAGUGGGCCGCCCUUUCGAAGCCUUGCCAGACUGUACCGGAGCUGGACCAGCGGCUGAGGAGCGCGGAGGAGUUCUGGAGCGUCACCGCCGUGGUCGGCUUCGAGGUCCCGAAGGCCCCGCGGGAGGCCGGGGCCGGCGAGCGGGAGCAGGGCCGAGGCCAGGGCCUCCGCUGCUGCCGGCGGCUCCAGCGGCUCAGCCUGCCCGAGCCGCCUGGGCCCAGCUCGGCCCCCGCGGGCGAGGCGUGUGGCGGCAGCCUCGGCGGCCCUUGCGCGCUCGAGGGCGCCGCCGCGGCCGAAGGCCCCAGCCACAGCAUCGUCUUCUUGCUGCCCGGCGCCGGGGAGGCGGCCCGGAGCCGAUUGCGCAGCUCGGUGUUCGAGAGGGCGGCCAACUCAGUCGCCAGCUGCCCAGACGUCGACUGGCACUGCCUAUCGUGGCCCGCGACGCCGCCACCCCUGGGCGUCGACCGCGCCGUGCAGCACGUGCUGCAGCAGUCCGUGGAGGCCAUCUCGAAGAAGAGGGCCGAGGCGUCGGAGCUGGGCGAGAGGCCCGGGCGAAUCCAGGUGUUCCUCAUCGGGCACUCUUUCGGUGGCGCCGUCGCAACCCAGGCUGCGUGCGAGCUGACCCGCGUUUUUGGAACCUUUGGGACGGGCGCCUCAGUCUCCAUCGAAGGCUUGUGCGUUAUCGACACGGUGCCGACAGGGGUGCGCUCGAGCUGGACCUCUUGCAGCACGCGCGGGUGCUGCUGAUCGCCAGCCACGGCCUCGCCGAGGGCGUCGCUCGCCCCACGAACACCGCGACCCGGGAGCUGUACGGUGCGGUGCCAGCGACGCGGAAGGAUCGAGAUGCUCCUGCUCCCCAGGAAUGAGCGCAUCAGCGACUGGCAACUGCUGCUGCGGCUGACGGACUUCGUUCUGCGGGGCCACUUCGAGGACGCGGAGCGGGCGGAGGCGCCAAGGCCGAAGGCCACUGUCUGAGGCUCUGUCCAGCACGAACGGGCCCUCUCCAGCUGGGGGACCACUGGGGGGGGCUGGUCCCUGCCUGCCAUGGGCCUUCUCACCAAAGCACACCCCUUGGGUGCCCGCGGUCUGUCGCUAGCGCACCUCGGGUCCCCCAUUCUCUUGCGGCCAGGGAGCAGUGCUGCGAGGCUCUGGGUUGGCGGCGCAGCCUGCACAGGGCGACAUGCACGGCCCAGGCCCAGGGGACCUGG